Messenger RNA from Etheostoma spectabile (orangethroat darter), 3123 nucleotides. It is a transcript of the gene ache, whose product is annotated as acetylcholinesterase (Yt blood group). Gene Ontology annotation, molecular function: acetylcholinesterase activity. The record is from RefSeq and is a predicted model, not a curated record. Gene Ontology annotation, cellular component: plasma membrane. The coding region runs from base 284 to 2152 and encodes 622 amino acids. NCBI's taxonomy places the organism in Eukaryota, Metazoa, Chordata, Actinopteri, Perciformes, Percidae. The transcript has 9 exons. Gene Ontology annotation, biological process: choline metabolic process; acetylcholine catabolic process.
UCCCCCUACCGUCACUGCCUCGGUCUGGCGAGCGAAUGUUCAGUAAGCGCGCUACUGCUGGUAGGAGGCAUUACCGACAUUUCGUCUUUGACAGCCGACCGGCAUUUCGCCCAGGAAACAUUUUCAUACUGUCCCAGCAGAGCGAGAAAAGGAAGAAAUAAGUCGUAGGCUCGGGUUUGCUCUGCAGGUCUAUCCAGGGGAAGCAGAGAAGACCUUGCCCUCCCUGAUUGGAGAGGGAAUCACGACCACAGCUCCUGCUGCACAGACUGCCUUUGCCUCCAUCAUGCAGACUUCGCUCCUUCUCCUCCUUUCCCCAAUCCUCGUCCUCUCCUUCCUCAUCCCCGCCUGCUCCUCCCAGAGCGAGGCAGACCUCAUUGUUCAGACGCGCACCGGUCGAGUCCGCGGCAUCCGCAUGCCUGUGAUGGACCGAAGCUACGUCACGUCUUUCCUGGGCAUCCCCUUUGCUGAGCCGCCGGUAGGGAAACAACGUUUCCGUCGCGCUGAGCCCAAGCGUCCGUGGACCGGGGUGUACGAUGCAAACGCCUACCCCAAUGCCUGCUACCAGUUUGUGGACACGUCAUACCCAGGCUUCCAGGGCAGCGAGAUGUGGAACCCCAACAGAGAGAUGAGCGAGGACUGCCUGUACCUCAAUGUCUGGGUGCCCUCCUCACCCAGGCCGCACAAUCUCACCGUCAUGGUGUGGAUCUACGGUGGAGGGUUCUACAGUGGGUCCUCUUCUCUGGAUGUGUAUGAUGGCCGUUACCUAGCUCACAGUGAGACGGUCAUUGUGGUUUCCAUGAACUACCGGAUCGGUGCUUUCGGCUUCCUCGCUCUACAUGGCAGCUCUGAGGCUCCCGGCAACGUGGGUCUGCUGGACCAGAGAAUGGCACUGCAGUGGGUGCAAGAUAACAUCCACUUCUUUGGUGGAAACCCCAAACAGGUGACUAUCUUUGGGGAGAGUGCCGGUGCUGCUUCAGUUGGAUUCCACCUCUUGUCUCCAGACAGCCGACCGACCUUCACCAGGGCCAUCCUCCAGAGCGGGGUCCCCAAUUGUCCCUGGGCCUCGGUCAGCCCCGCUGAGGCCCGCAGACGGGCCACCUUGCUGGGUAAACUAGUUGGCUGCAACGGAGGCAACGACACCGAGCUGGUGGACUGUCUGCGCAGUAAAUCUCCACAGGAGCUCAUCGACCAGGAGUGGCAGGUCCUGCCGUGGUCAGCCCUCUUCCGGUUUUCAUUUGUCCCUGUUGUGGAUGGCGAGGUGGUGCCCGACACCCCCGAGGCCAUGCUCAGCUCUGGCAACUUUAAAGACACUCAGAUCCUGCUCGGGAUCAACCAGGACGAGGGCUCCUACUUCCUGCUGUACGGAGCUCCGGGCUUCAGCAAGGACAAUGAGAGCCUGAUCUCCAGAGAAAACUUCCUGGAAGGUGUCAAGCUGAGUGUACCACAUGCUAACGAUAUUGGCCUGGAGGCGGUGGUGCUGCAGUAUACUGACUGGAUGGAUGAGAAUAACGGACUGAAGAACCGCGACGCCAUGGACGACAUAGUGGGCGACCAUAACGUCAUCUGCCCACUGGCGCACUUUGCUCGCUCCUACGCCCAGCACACUGCCCUCAAGACUAACAUGGGAGGAGGGAUGAACAGUGGAGGAAACUCCCAAGGAGGGGUCUACCUCUACCUGUUUGACCACCGAGCGUCCAACCUGGCAUGGCCCGAGUGGAUGGGUGUGAUCCACGGCUACGAGAUUGAAUUUGUCUUCGGCCUGCCACUGGAGAAGAGACUCAACUACACUGUAGAGGAGGAGAAACUGAGCCAACGCAUGAUGAAAUACUGGGCCAACUUUGCACGAACUGGAAAUCCCAAUGUGAACCAUGACGGGAUGGUGGAAAGCAAGAGGCGCUGGCCUGUGUUCACUGUCAGCGAGCAGAAACAUAUCGGGCUUAACACUGAAUCAGUGAAGGUCUACAAAGGUCUGAGGAACCAGAUGUGUGCUUUCUGGAACCGCUUCCUGCCACGCCUCCUCAACAUCACUGACAACAUAGACGAGGCGGAGCGCCAGUGGAAGGUGGAGUUCCACCGCUGGUCCUCUUACAUGAUGCAUUGGAAGAGCCAGUUUGACCACUACAGCAAGCAGGAGCGCUGCACCGAGCUCUAAGAGACAAGAGGACGCCGGGUGGAGGGCAGAGAGAACAAGACGUGGCUGUUUACCUCCAUAGCCCCUCAGUGAAGUCUAACUUCAUUCAAAACUUUUUUUUUCUUUUCUUCCCUGUUUCAAUCCACACACAAACACAGGCACUGUUGAUCUUUAUUUUUAUUAUUUAUACUAUUUAUUUAUGUGUUGUUGUUUUUUUCAGAAAUGUGUGUGUGGGUGUGCGUGUGUGUGUGUGUCUGUCUGUCUGUCUGUCUGUCUGUCUGUCUGUCUGUCUGUGGAAAUGAAGGGCUAUGGAGGCAAGUUGUCAUCAACAUGUAGUAAUAUUAGAAAUGUCUGAGAUGUGUCAUUACUGCGUGUGCGUAUCCCAGUUUAUCUGCAACCUCAACAGGCCCAUGACACUGCACCACUGGUUUACUGUUGGCUCACUUGUCUUUUGUGUUGAUCUCGAAAUCUUUUGUUUUCGGACGAUUCCUCUCUUUCCGACAUAUCAGGGUUUUUUGUUUUUUUGGACUCAACAACACUGUUUUUUCUGUCGAGGCCUUUUAGUCUUCUUCUUGUUCAUUAUUAUGACCACUAUUCUCAUUACUGUUUGUGUUCUGCUUCACUUUGUCUUGUGUAUUUUUCAUGUGCUGGGUUACAUCCAUGUGUUUCUGUGUGCAAAGGCUCCAUGGAAAACCACUUCAUGCUAGUUUGAUUAGUUGGUUUGGAAGUGUCUGACAUUCAGUCUGACUGAUGUGCGCCUAAUUUACGAAAAGAGUUUUGAAAUUCAAGAAUUUCAAAAGUUCACUUUAAAUCAGCUCGACAGGUGAAGAGAAACAAGUCUUGUUAAUUUGAAUGGCACUCCUCAGGUUUGCCCUUGUCAGCAGUUUAGUGCCAUACCUGUCACUGUCUAAUUUGCACACCAGCGCAGAUAGAUAGAAAUAGGGCAGAGGGGGGUGAGCAGAGGAACUGAAAAUGUCUACUGAUAAUGUAAA